AUGGGGCCUACAAAUAUUAGGCUUUGGAAAAGUCUCGGAAUAACACCAACAAAGACAUCAUUUAGUCAUCCUAUAUCUGGAAAACCAAUUUAUAUGUUUGCUGAUGUACCACACUUAAUGAAAUUAGUGAGAAAUCAUUUCAUUGAUAGUGGAUUUGUUUUGCCAAAUAAUAAGUACAUUGGGAAACAAGUAAUACAAGAGGUAGUUAGUUUGAACAAAGUGGAUUUAAGUUGUGUAUACAAAGUCACUGAUCGACAUCUAAAUGCAAUUGGAUCACAGCGACAAAAUGUAAAACUGGCAACACAAGUCUUGUCAAAUUCAAUGGCCAAAGCAAUAUCCUAG
Molecule: messenger RNA, 342 nt
Organism: Macrosiphum euphorbiae (potato aphid)
Lineage: Eukaryota; Metazoa; Arthropoda; Insecta; Hemiptera; Aphididae
Source: the annotation of a GenBank genome assembly